Melanotaenia boesemani (Boeseman's rainbowfish) is the source of this 3523-nucleotide messenger RNA. RefSeq names its product Rho GTPase activating protein 22 (gene arhgap22a). Gene Ontology annotation, molecular function: GTPase activator activity. The transcript is spliced from 10 exons. Gene Ontology annotation, biological process: activation of GTPase activity; signal transduction. Lineage: Eukaryota; Metazoa; Chordata; Actinopteri; Atheriniformes; Melanotaeniidae. The coding region runs from base 304 to 2505 and encodes 733 amino acids. The record is from RefSeq and is a predicted model, not a curated record. Gene Ontology annotation, cellular component: focal adhesion.
AUGAGAGAACAACAGCAUGCUGGGCCGGUGGGGCAGAGACGCGGAGUCAGAUGAAAGGAAAGAGGGGUGGAAAAGGAGAGUGCAUGCUUAAGUGCUUGUAAGUGUGAGUGUGUGUUCUUUUGAGAAUGAAACCAGAGUCCAAAUGCAAGACUGUGAUAAGGGUGAGAGAUGCUGGGAGAGGAUGAGGAGUAACAGGGCGAGGCAACAGCGAGAGGCACUGAGUGCGUGUGUGUGAGAAAUAGUGUGUGAACAGAGGGAUGCAGUCAUGUCUCUGUGAGAGGGAGCAGCACAGCAACUGUAACCAUGCUGAGCCCCAAGAUAAAACAGGCACGCCGGGCACGGUCAAAGAGCAUGGUGUUGGGAGAGUUGUCUCGGCUCUCCAGGCCCUGCUCUCCUCUUGAUCAGGAGAAAGCACUGAAGGCGGGCUGGUUGAAGAGGCAGCGGAGUAUCAUGAAAAACUGGCAACUACGUUGGUUCGUCCUGAGGACCGAAGCGCUGUACUUCUACAAGGACCAAGAUGAAAGCAAGGCACAGGGUUGCAUUCCACUUCAGGGUAGCCAGGUCAAUGAGGUGCCUGCCAAUCAGGAUGAGCCUGGUCGCCAUCUUUUUGAAAUUGUUCCAGGGGGGUCUGGAGAAAAGGAUCGAACUGGCAUAAGCCACGAAUCAUUACUGCUGAUGGCCAACUCACAGAGUGACAUGGAAGAAUGGGUCAGAGCCAUCCGUAGAGCUAUAUGGGCUCCACUUGGAGGAGGUGUUUUUGGACAACAUCUUGAGGAAACAAUGUCAUAUGAGGCCCAGUGUAACCCACAGAGAACAGUGCCUGUGUUGGUUGAACAGUGUGCAUGCUUUAUACGGGAACAUGGACUCAAGGAAGAGGGCCUUUUCAGGGCCCCUGGACAGACCAAUCAUGUUCGAGAGCUGCAGGAUGCCUUUGACCGUGGUGAAAAGCCAGUGUUUGACAGUUCCACUGAUGUCCACACAGUGGCAUCACUGCUAAAGUUGUAUAUAAGAGAGCUCCCAGAGCCUAUAGUCCCUUUCUCCAAAUAUACACAGUUUCUCUCUUGUGCUCAGCUUCUCACCAAGGAUAAAGAAAUGGCAAUCACAGAACUAAGUAAACAGGUGAAAUCCCUUCCUCAGGUCAAUUACAACCUCCUUAAAUACAUCUGCAAAUUUCUUGAUGAGGUUCAGUGGCACUCCAGUGACAAUAAGAUGAGUGUUCAGAACCUGGCCACUGUGUUUGGACCUAACAUCCUUCGGCCCAGAGUGGAGGAUCCUGUUACCAUGAUGGAGGGAAGUUCACAGGUGCAGCAUCUUAUGACUGUGCUGAUCAGUGAACACUCCAGACUUUACCCACACAAGGAGCCCAGAUCUAAAAGCCCACACAGGCCGGAGCUCCAACGCUGCAAAGUAGAAUGGGUUUCACAAGAAGAUACUGACCCUAUGCCUUCCUCAGGUGUAACCUCCAAAACCACUCAAGAAAUUCCCCAAUCCUCCAUGCGUCCUACAGACAGUAAGCAGACUACAUCAAGUCCUUUUUCACCUGAAAAGGUUGAGGAAAGUCAGAUGGAUAGGAAAGAUAAAAGUCAGACAGAUGAAAGAGUUGAUGAAAAAGCAGACAGUAAAACUGAAGGAGGAAGUGAAGUAGCUGUUAGCCCCAGUAAACAGUCUAAAGCCCUGCCCUCUUGGAGGUGCUCCUUCAAGGGCAGUGCAGCCUCUGUAGGGCAGAGGGGGAAAAUAGGAGGCUCAGCUGGGGAUGUGUCAGCAGCUGGUGGGAGCAACUGGCUGAUGAAUGGGCUAUCAUCUCUCCGAGCUCACAAGCGCACCACGUCAUCUGGUGAAAAAGUGAAAGACUCUACUUUGUCUCUAAAGGAUUCAACCCUCUCUCUUAAAGAAACCACUCUUUCACUUAGGGACUCACAGAGAGACUCUGAUGAGGACACUUCUCAAACAUCGCUGUCUAACAAAGUCCUCCACCAAUCCCACAGACUGUCUGCCUAUGACAAUGUUGCCCCUUUUAGCUUAAGCUUGCCUGCUGAUAACUCGUCCAUCUGGACGUCUUUUGAAAUCCCUUUAUCAGAGCCUGAGGGAAAUGAUAAGGAAAUGAAAUUAGAACAGAGUCAAGAGGGACCCAAAGAUGUGAGGGGCAGUAUAAAUACUCUGGACCACAGUGCAAGUGGUAAUGAGGAGGAUGUUACAGAAGCAAAUGAAGAUUUUACAAGGAUGUUGACACAACUAAAGCAGGAGCUGAAACAACAGCGAAUGAGCUAUGAAACCUGCAUUCGCAGGUUGGAGGAGUCCUGUUCUAAAUACCAGUCCCAGGUAAACCGCCUUGAAGAGGAACUAGACCAGGAGAGGAAGAAGUUCCACAUGCUGGAGAUCCGACUCAGGAACUCAGAGCGGGCACAUCAGGAUGCAGAAAAUCGAAAUGUCCUACUACAGCAAGAGAUGGAGGAAUUCUUCAAGACACUUGGAGAUCUGACAACAGGAACAACACGGGCCCACUAGACCAGACCAACCUGCCUUCAUCUGGUCCUAGAGGAACUCAGCCACUGGGAAGACCAGCCCCAAAGCUUUUAAGACCAAAUACCUCUAGUGCUAAUUCCCAUCUUGCCCUCUUUAAUAUGUCAGUCCUGUGCCUACUGUGACCAAUACAGGUGCCAAACAAGAACUCUUUUGGACCAAGGACCUUUAAUUUCAUCAUUCCAUAAAUCAGUUUAUUUACUCACUAAAUUCCUCCCAAAAAGACCAGUCAUUGUGGAUAACAUGUUGUAUCUCCAUUCACACAAAGUACAUUCAUUCUUGAACGUAAAAGAAAGAACAAAGUGAGACAUUAAAAUUCAACUCUUUUAUUCACUGGAGUUGAAGGUAGUUUUCAUUUCUGAUGUAUACUGAAUAACUGGUCUGUUAGUGAGGCAAUUUCAGACCCAAAGGCUAAAAUUCACACAACUGGCCUUUCCAAAACCUACCACACAAUUUUAACUCUUUGCUGACAGCGUUUGGGCAAAGUCUCAGAAGACUGCAACGUUAUCCCAGUGGUGCUGAAUGAUUUUCUUUAAAAUUUACCUGCACUAUUGCAACGGGAAAACUCAUGCGUAAGUCUAUUCUAUUGGUUCUAUCUUUUAGGAGAUCGAGAGGAUAAUCACAUGAAGGGGAAGUCACAACAGUCAGUUGAGAUGUGGCCAUGAAAGGGUCAGGACAUGCGUCACAAUCCCCAAAGUGCAUUCUGGGAGUUGAUUCUAAAGGGUUACUGCCUGGAGUGCCCAACCAUUAAAGGGCAAAAGGACAGUUCAGGAAUUUGAGACAUCAAAUACAUCCAAAGGUUACCAUGACAGGUGACAAAUACCUGUUUCCUGAUUCUCAGUAAACAUACAUACAUCUAUAGUAAAAUGUACAGAUUGACCACUGACUAGUUAUUCAUGAAAUAUACAACACAAAAAAAAGAAACAAAAUGUGUAUAAAUAGUACCUUUGAAUGAGAUGUACAUUACAUACAAUAGAUGCCUCUUAGCUUGAAAUAAAUAUCA